AUGGCUUACAAGCAGCUAACCCGCUUUGUGUGUGCAGGCGGUGGUACUUUGGACGAACCCACCACGGCGGCCUUGUUAACAUUACGGGGCCGGGUGAACUUUGGUUCGCCGCGCUGCAUCAACACCAACACGUUGAACACACUGCAUAUCUACGUCGACGCGUCGUGUGAAGGCGACAAAGUCGGCUUGGGCGGAGUGCUUAUCAACGAACAGGGCACACGUCUUGGAUACUUCAGCGAGUUCGCUUCGGAGAGUGUGAUCUCGAAGGUCAAUCCUGCAAGUGGAAACCCGAUCUUUGAAUUUGAGUGCCUGGCGAUCUAUGCUGCAUUUCACCUAUGGCAGAAUCUUGCUUGCGGAACGAAUACCGUCGUCUUCACCGACAACGAGGGAGCGUUGGCUUGCAUGAUCAAUGGCACUUCGGGCAACGCUUAUGGUGCAAUGAUUGUUCACGAUCUCUGCGACGCCAGCUUCUUGAACCUUUGGUUCGAACGUGUAAACACAAGCUCCAACAUUGCCGAUGACCCCUCGCGGGGGGUGUGCAAUGCAGAUCUUGGCAAGCGCUUCGAAGUGUCCCUUGAUGUAGUGGUCGACUUAGCUUUGAGACGUGGGGAUGAGUGA
This is a messenger RNA of Symbiodinium sp. CCMP2456, 618 nucleotides long. NCBI's taxonomy places the organism in Eukaryota, Dinophyceae, Suessiales, Symbiodiniaceae. The record is from the annotation of a GenBank genome assembly.